Molecule: messenger RNA, 3924 nt
Organism: Durusdinium trenchii
Lineage: Eukaryota; Dinophyceae; Suessiales; Symbiodiniaceae
Source: the annotation of a GenBank genome assembly
AUGCUUCUCCGCCUUCGCGCAAAGGCCGCUUGGCACGCACAUGGCUUGCUCUUAUGGCUGUUGCCUCGUCCGCAGCUGCGGUACGCGCCCUUUCCGUACCCCAGCAUCAGCCAUACCAGACAUUGGCAAGAACAAGCCGAAUCUAUGACCCUCCAGAAGCCAAAGGCAUUGAUGGUCAAGCACUGGCAGCGAGCUCGAACCCAAGAACCGUCAGUGUACACGACCAAGAACCUCCUGGACUUGGGAGAAUUCAGGAACCGUGCUGGCCUCAACUUCGCCUUCAUGGAAGACAACAUGUUGCAAGGAAUGCUUGCGGCACGCGCCAGCAAAGGCCUGACGGCCCAAUUGAAACGGGAUGCCAUUCAGGAAGCCCAACGCGAAGCCGAGGCCGCGACCAAGCGUGGAGAGAAGCACGACAUGGUGCGCUCCCUCAUCGGCCCAAAGGGAGGCCUGCCAACGUUGAAGGCAGACCUGGUGAAACUGGCUUCACUCCUGAACAUCCCCGUCCAGGCUGGAAUGACUGUGGAAGAUCUCAAGAAAGCUUGCCGCCCCUUGGUUGCCGAGAUUGCUCAAAAGCCAACUCCCUCGAAGGCAAGUGGAUCGACCAGUUCAACGGAAAGACAUGUCCCCGAGACGUCAAUGGCGAGACCUUCUCAAGCGCCCGAGACAAUUGGCGCAAAGGCCAAGGCAUCUCCUGGAGUGACCGCUCAAGAGCUACAGGAAGUCCUCACCAUGCAGGACCACAAGUUCCAAGGGAUGCUGAACCAAGUGCUCCAGAGCAUUUCGACCCUGCACCAAGCAUCGCACCUGCCAGGACCUAUGACUUCCGGUCCGAUGGAAACCGAAGCAACCAUGGAAGUGAAUGAAGUCUAUGAGGAGCAGUGGCAUCGAGCGAUGGACCACUUCCAGAACGAGAUCUUUGUCACCACCCUCACCGUUGGCGAUGAGAAGUCUUUUCAGUCCCAUGCCAUGUCUGAGAAUAGGUUGAUUUCAAAGAACCCCGACCUUGUUGAGAAUGACCGCUUCCCCAAGACCUUUGUCACUGAGGUCUACACAAACACGGAGCGAGUUGCGCAGACGGCUCGCAAACGAGGACAUCGAGUGGGAGCCUCAAUGAGCUUGGAAUCAGGAUGGAACUUUCUCCGUCCACUGGAUCGCAAAGCUGCCAGAGCCGUCCUGAAGCGUGAAAGUCCUUUCUUUUUGGUGCUGGCAUUUCCUUGUUCCUUUUGGAGUGUGUUACUCAACCUCAACCCUCCGAAGAAUGGCACCAAGAUGUAUGAGGAAGCGAUCACCCUCUUGCAGUUCGCCCUCCAAUUGGCCAAGGACCAGAAGAGUCGUGGUUGUCACUUUGUUUUGGAGAACCCUCAAUCCUCUAGAGCAUGGACCCUGGAAGAGAUGCAAAGAGCCUUGGAGCAACUUGAGGCCCGUUGUGUAGUCUUCCACCAAUGCCGAUUCCGCUUGAAGAACCAGGCCCUGGUGGUUGGCAUGGAAAAGCAGUUUGAAGCUGACUUCAAAAGACCACACAACAUCCUUGCCAUCGAAGACGGUGAGGAGGCUGAAGAUGAGACCGCCCUGCCGAUUGACAUGAACCUGAGUACAUCUCCAUUUCCUGAAGCUGUACGAGCUGCCUUUGAACAGAGACGGCAGAGCGUUUCCAGUGCCGCCCCAAGUGCUAGCGGCGAGUCACAAGCUUCCAAGAGGCCUGCUGAACUGGAUGCUGAGCGCUUGCGUGAAGAAGCUCUUCAACCAGACCCUGUUGCUCCAACUCCGGCUCAACCUCCAGAUGAAGUUCCUGAUGAAGCUUCCGAAGCCCUGAGAGUGACUCAUGAAGUGAUGGAAAUGGAAGCCUAUGCCAAUGUACAUCCGCUCCGUCAGAUCCAGAUCAUGGCGGAACAGGAUCGUCUAAAUCCCUUGGAAGCCAGAGUCCGAGACCAUGGGACAUGGCGUGGCAAUUGGCCUCUCCCCUCGAGGACAGAAUUCAAACGACGGCAAAUGCUGAAGCAACUUUGGCCCCUUGGCAAUGAUGAUGCUGCUCAGGAAGUGCUUGCAGUGCUCACUGCUCGUAAGGAGCAUGUAUGGAGUCACAUGUCGGACUUUGAGAAAAAGGAGUUCCGUGAAGCAGCAGCCAAAGGAUGGUCAGUAUGGGUUGAAAAUGAAGCCAUCGAACCUCUUCCAGAUGCCGAAGCUGCCCGCAUUAGGCAGAAGUUGAAGACAGAAGGUGAAAGCCACCGCAUCUUGGUUCCUCGCUUCGUCUAUGUGGACAAGAAUGACGGACUGAGGACGGCAGACCGGGACCUUCCACUCAAGGCUAACGCCAGGCUGGUCGUCCCCGGAUACCAAGACAUUAGUGCAUAUGGGCUUCGCUGUGAUGCUCCAACAGCGUCGAGAACUUCUCAGCAUCUUUUGCUGACCUUUGCCGCCAGUAUGAAGUGGAAGCUGGCAAGUGCUGACAUCAAGUCGGCAUUCAUGAAAGGUGAAGAGUUUGGCCCCAAUGAACGCAUCCUCUACCUCGCCAACGUGAAGACCAGAGCACCUGAUGAGCCACGCUUACCAUUCUCGGAAGCAGGCUUAUGCCGUGUGAAAAAGGGAGUAUUUGGCUUAGCUGACAGCCCUCGUCGUUGGUAUAAGAGGUUAUGCAAGUCAGUACAACACCAUGGUUGGCAACUUUCAGCUCUGGAUUCGGCCAUGUGGUUCCUGUGGGAAGGCUCCAAACUGGAAGGCAUCCUCAUCUCCCACGUGGAUGACUUGCUACUGGCCGGAGGCCCUCGCGCGCACCACACCUUGCAAUUGCUGGGUGCCGAACUUGGGUUUGGUUCCACCUCCACCGGAACCAUAACCUAUUGUGGGAAGAAGAUUGAGCAAGCUGAAGAUUUUUCGGUGAAAGUUUCCAUGGAAGAGUACCAUAGCAAUCUUCAGCAGGUGCGCAUCAACCCACUUCGAAAGAAGAAUCCAGAGGAUCUGGAGACCGCUGGUGGCAAGGGCUCCCACCAGGCGGCACCAGACUCAUUUCUGGAGCUCUUCCCCGUCUCCUUGAGUUGCCUGCCCCUUGUGCGGCGCCGAACGCGACGCACGGAGCACGGCGCGGCCGCUGCAGCUCCACACGCUCGGCACGGCGUGUCCGGUGAUGACGAGGAGGAGCCACGAGGUGAUCGGCUGCGGCCAGAGCAGCAUUUCCAAUUGAGGACCAUCGAUUCCUCCUUGGCCUUGGCGAUGAAGGCAAUGGCCUCGCCAGAGCUUCAAGCAAACCUUUGUAGCUUGUUGCAGACCCUGACGCCUCUUGGGGCGACAGAUGGGGUGGCCAUGGCCUUUUGCCCCUUCCCACUCUGCGGCGAGUUCAGUUCGGGUUUGGAGUGCGCCCCUCCUUUGCCAGAGCUCUCAUUGCAAGCCUUGCAACGCGGCCUCUUGGUGGCGACCUUCCUACAAGGCUCCUUGGGUCUCCUGCGCAUUUGCUUGGGUGACUUCUUUAGCGGUUCCUACACCUUGUUAUUAGCCACUUUGGGCUACAACUCUCGGCACCCUGGACCGUCCUCAGCCUGGUUAAAAACCUAUGUCUUGAUCUCAUUCAUCAACGGCACGAUGGGAAACAUCGAUCUAAUGCAGAAUACCUUGCUGCACAACUUCCCGGCAAUCCAACUCUCAUUGCCUUUGUCGGUGAACCUCAUGCACACUGUGCAGCUCUUAGUCCCCGGCUGCUCUUACUGCGGGGCCUACUUCGGCUGGCAACAUAUCAAGACGCAGCGAAAGAUGAUGGUGGAAGCAUAUCAGCGAGAGUGGAUGAUGAUGAUGGAGCGUCCACCUUGGCCUCCACCGCCCUUGAUCCCUUUGCCCGGGAUGCCACCGCCACCGAUGCUCGCGCCCGGUGCACCGGCGUCCAAUGCGGGCGCUCCGCCUGCGACGCCUGUUGCCCGGGCUGUGGAGGCCUGA